AAGGAGGCGAGGAGCGGACCCGAGGAGGAUGCAAUUGAGAUUUCCCCGUGUCAAACUCAGCCAGUGGUCAAGCCUUUUGUUGCAUCCUCCUCUUUCUCUCGCUAAAAGAACUUUAAACCCCGCACUGCACAAGUGAAGUCAACACAUCCUCUUACUACCUGUCGUUCGACGCUGCUUCACUCGCCUGCCUCUUUGGAACAAAAAGGAUAUAACCGCUCUUUAAAAUCUCUGCUAAAGGUAAGUAUCUAGCUACAGCCGGUGUUUGCUUUGACUUGAGUGAAUUCUUAUACAUUUUCUCUUCUGUCAUGUGACGCACUACUUACUCAUCACUUUGCUGGAUGCUCAAAAAUGCACGUAGGCCUACACACUUUUUGGAUACAUUCUGUAGCUUGUAACCUGGUUGCAACAGCCUAAAUAAUGUUAUUUAUAUCUUUGCUUCGUGAGCGACUCCGUUUUGAACAUGACAAAGUUAUCGUGUUACGGAAUGUCAUUUGUAGACGUGGUUAAUGAUUGACUACUUCAAUAUUAGCUUGAACUGUGCAGAGUGACAAACGAGGUGGAGGUUAUAGAUUUUCUGCCAUCUUGCAGCCGACUAGUACAAAAAAAGCAUCCGGCGUCAAGGACGAUGAAAGGACUAUUGGGUCAAUGUGAUUACAAAAGUGUAUUAAACAUUGGCCUAUAAGGACAUAGCUACGUUUUUAUAGGGAAUUAUAAUUUACCUAUUGUGAUGUCAGUUAUCGCAUACCCGAAAUUUUGAGGCUUCAAUAUUUUUUAUAUGAACAAGCCUAUUAGUAUUAAUAGGCCUCUAUGGGGCGAGUCCAGGCCAGCAAGGCCCCAAUAUAUCUUUGGUAUCUCAGAUUGUUCUGGCAAUCAUCACAUAGAAACUUAAUUGGGACGAAGUAUGUUUGAUAUCCUUUUUAUAUUUGUAUCAUAAACCAUUUUUGAGAAGAUCAUAAUGAAAGUGGCAAUUUUAAGCCCUUUUUAGACUACAUGCCCUCUAUCAACCGUACAUGAGACAGACAUCUUGGUGUUAUACAUUUACAUUUAAGUCAUUUAGCAGACUCUCUUAUCCAGAGCGACUUGCAGUAAGUAGUGACUGCAUACAUUUUUCGUAGCUAGAGGUCCCCCGUGGGAAUCAAACCCACAACCCUGGCGUUGCUCUACCAACUGAGCCACACGGGACCCAUUAUAGAUAGUCCUUAGUUUGCUCUAAAAUAUGGAUGGCUAGAUUCUGAAAUACAUUUUUUCACAUUAAUAUUUUUAAAGUUGAAUAAAUGAAUGUGAAUAUCUCAAAUACCCUUUUUGAUUUUGUUAAUAUUAACACAUUGUUUUAAACAAUGUACUCUACAAGUACAUCACAUUUCCAGAAUGCAUGCCCUGUGACUUUUAAGUUAGGAUAAAUGUCAUGAGCACCACCAACAAUGGGAAUGGGAAAAUGGAUUUAAAGGGAACUCCCUCUGCUGGCGGUUUGCUGAAUGUGCAAUCCUGAAGGAGGGCUGGAAUUGGUUAAAGGGGAAGUUUACUUUAUUUGAACCAAAUCUCUAUUUUUGUUGUAAAUGGCAUGUUAUAGACUUAUUUUUUUAGGAAGAAGAUCAGCUUUAAUAUUGCAGAUUGUGGCUUUAUCAAUGUAAUUGUCUGCAUCAUACAGUUGAAGUUUACAUACACUUAGGUUGGAGUCAUUAAAACUCGUUUUUCAACCACUCCACAAAUUUCUUGUUAACAAACUAUAGUUUUGGCAAGUCGGUUAGGACAUCUACUUUGCAUGACACAAAUAAUUUUUCCAACAAUUGUUUACAGACAGAUUAUUUCACUUUAAAUUCACUGUUUCACAAUUCCAGUGGGUCAGAGGUUUACAUACACUAAGUUGACUGUGCCUUUUAAACAGCUUGGAAAAUUCCAGAAAAUGAUGUAAUGGCUUUAGAAGCUUCUGAUAGGCUAAUUGACAUCAUUUGAGUCAAUUGGAGGUGUACCUGUGGAUGUAUUUCAAGGCCUACCUUCAAACUCAGUGCCUCUUUGCUUGACAUCAUGGGAAAAUAAAACAAAAUCAGCCAAGACCUCAGAAAAAUAAUUGUAGACCUCCACAAGUCUGAUUCAUCCUUGGGAGCAAUUUCCAAACGCCUGAAGGUACCACGUUCAUCUGUACUAACAAUUAGUAUGCAAGUAUAAACACCAUGGGACCACGCAGCCGUCAUACCGCUCAGGAAGGAGACAUGUUCUGUCUCCUAGAGAUUAACAUACUUUGGUGCGAAAAGUGCAAAUCAAUCCCAGAACAAUAGCAAAAGACCUUGUGAAGAUGCUGGAGGAAACAGGUACAAAUGUAUCUAUAUCCACAGUAAAACGAGUCCUAUAUUGACAUAACCUGAAAGGCCGCUCAGCAAGGAAGAAGCCACUGCUCCAAAACAGCCAUAAAAAAGCCAGACUACAGUUUGCAACUGCACAUGGGGACAAAGAUCAUACUUUUUGGAGAAAUGUCCUCUGGUCUAAUGAAACAAUAAUAUAACUGUUUGGCCAUAAUGACCAUCGUUAUGUUUGGAGGAAAAAGGGGGUUGCUUGCAAGCCGACGAACACCAUCCCAAACAUGAAGCACGGGGGUGGCAGCAUCAUGCUGUGGGGGUGCUUUGCUGCAGGAGGGACUGAUGCACUUCAUAAAAUAGAUGGCAUCAUGAGGAAGGAAAAUUAUGUGGAUAUAUUGACGCAACAUCUCAAGACAUCAGUCAGGAAGUUAAAGCUUGGUCGCAAAUGGAUCUUCCAAAUGGACAAUGACCCCAAGCAUACUUCCAAAGUUGUGGCAAAAUGGCUUAAGGACAACAAAGUCAAGGUAUUGGAGUGGCCAUCACAAAGCCCUGACCUCAAUCCUAUAGAACAUUUGUGGGCAGAACUGAAAAAGCAUGUGUGAGCAAGGAGGCCUACAAACCUGACUCAGUUACACCAGGUCUGUCAGGAGGAAUGGGCCAAAAUUCACCCAACUUAUUGUGGGAAGCUUGUGGAAGGCUACCCGGAACGUUUGACCCAAGUUAAACAAUUUAAAGGCAACGCUACCAAAUACUAAUUGAGUGUAUGUAAACUUCUGACCCACUGGGAAUGUGAUGAAAGAAAUAAAAGCUGAAAUAAAUCAUUCUCUCUACUAUUAUUCUGACAUUUCACAUUCUUAAAAUAAAGUGGUGAUCCUAACUGACCUAAGACGGGGAAUCUUUACUAGGAUUAAAUGACAGGAUUGUGAAAAACUGAGUUUAAAUGUAUUUGGCUAAGGUGUAUGUAAACUUCUGACUUCAACUGUAUGUAUGUGUGGUGUGAUGUGAUGGUUUAGGGAUUUUUUUAUAUAAAAAGGUUCUUACUGUGGAAUGCAGUAUUUGCUUUUCGCCAGGCAUGAUGGGACCCAUGUCUUCCAAAAGGUUGACUCAAGUUUGCCAAAAAGCACCUGGAUGAUCAUCAAGACUCUUGGAAGAAUGUUCUAUGAACAGAUGAGUCGAAAGUAUAACUUUUUGGACAACAUGGGUACCAUUGUCUUGCUGGGUCCCAUGAAUUCUACUCUGUAUAAGAGAAUUCUACAGGAGAAUGUCAGGCCAUCCGUCUGUGAGCUGAAGCGCAGCUGGGUCAUGCAGCAAGACAAUGAUCCAAAACACACAAUCAAGUCUACAUGAAAAUGGCUAAAAAGCAACAAAAUUGAAGAAGCUGAUUUAAACAGCAUGAUCAUUACACAGGAGCAUCUUGUGCUGGGGACAAAAGUCCACUAAAAUGUGCAGUUUUGUCACAACACAAUGUGACAGAUAUUUUGAGGGAGCGUGCAAUUGACAUGCUGACUGCAGGAAUGUCUGCCAGAGCUGUUGCCAGAGAAUUGAACGUUAAUUUCUCUACCAAAGUCGUUUUAGAGAAUUUGGCAGUACAUCCAACCGGUCUCACAACUGCAGUAUGGCGGCGUGUGGGUGAGCGGUUUGCUGCUGUCAACGUUGUGAACAGAGUGCCCCAUGGUGGGGUUAUGGUAUGGGCAGGCAUAAGCUACGGACAACCAACACAAUUUUAUCGAUGGCAAUUUGAAUUCACAGAAAUACAGUGACAAGCUCCUGAGGCCCAUUGUGAAGUCCUUUUUAAAUGUUAUUUUUUUUGUGUCUGUGACCAACCGAUGCAUAUGUUUUUCCAAGUAAUGUGAAAUCCAUAGUUUAGGGCCUAAUUUAUUUAUUUAAAUUGACUGAUUUCCUCAUAUGAACUGUAACUCAGUAAAAUCUUUGCAUGUUGCGUUUAUAUUUUUGUUCAGUAUACAUAAUGAUGUGUCUUGGGAUUGCCCCUUCAGUCCACUGUGAAUAGGCAGCCUCUGACCCCAGCCAUAGGACCAUUAUCCACCCAUUUGUCUAGUAUUUUGUUAGCCAAUUUCUAUAGGCUUGUUCUGUGAUUGACUGACGAGGUGAACACAUUGUGCCAGGCAAGCAGUCCUCAUGGGCAAGCCUCUGUUUCCCUCUCGCAGUGUCUAGACUUGACAGUUCAUGCAGCUUUAGUAUUCUCAUCAGAGUACUGAUUAUGGAAUUCCGAACGUAUCAUGUGUCUAUGCCUACAUUUAAAUGUGUCCGGAUUGGCUUUUCCCACGCUAUAUAAAGUUCCAGAGUGGGAUCUCUGCUACUUUUAGAGUUAUGAUCCAAUUUGUAUGCAUUACCAACAGAGUGAAUGUGAAAAUGGAUUCCAAAUGGUUGCCCUCUGCUGGUGAUUUGCAGGAUGUGAUACAAGCAAAAGGAGGUCUGUGAUUGGUUACAUUGCCUACUAUAUCAAUUUCUCUGUGUACAAUGGGCAAUAACUUUAAAACUAGCAGAGAUCCCACUCUGGAACUUUAUGCCUGUAGAGUAUAUUAUGUUUAGCAAUAUAUUACAACAUUUGCCCAAAUAAAAAAAAUAGCAUUUUCAAUAUUCAUAUUUGUCUAUAUUCAUAAAUGUUAUUGAAAUCAAAAUACUACUCAUUAAAGAGCAAGCGAUAAAGCUUCAUAUGACACCAACUUUUAAUUUGCAGAACCUACAGAUGAAACUUUAUGGACUCUUAAAGGAGCAUUGCAACUUCAAUUAAUUAUUUCUCAAUUAUGCUUUAAGAUGCAAAUGUAAAAUAUAUGUCAAUCUUUCCUCCAAAGGACCCUUCUAGGGAUAACAUUUUAGUGAAAGUCCUGGGGGUGUUUUGUUCUUGUUGUGAGGAAUCACCCAUAGAUAUAUCUGUCCUUCAUUUUCAGAAGAUUAAAAUAUAUUAAGACAUUUAUCAGAGGGUGCACUGUUUUCAUAUUAAAGAUUUGCAGUAACAUUACUAUUACCAAUCACAUACAUACACACACACACACACACACACACACACAUCUGGGUCAUGCUACUCACUAUAGGGCUAGGCCCACUAGUCACACUGUCAUGUAAACCUAUAAUAGAACAGAUGUCUUCAGCUGAAGUUCUGUUCUAUUAAGAUCAAAUUCUAAUAACACCGUUGCAUGACCUUUGUCACUCUCCUGCCUCUGGACUCCAGUAUCCUUUUUAGCUGCUGUUGGAGGAUUAAGGAUACUGUUGGCAAACAACUCUAACUCAUCACAUUUUAUUUGUCACAUGCUUUGUAAACAAUAGGUGUACAUCUGUUGUUUAAGAAGCGUGACAAAUGUUUGAGUUGUUGGCUAACUGUGGUAACUGCCUCUCACAUGGAAUAGCCUAGAUAUUUGCGAACAGAGCAACUCUCCCACUGACUUCACUUAUCGCACAAGUUUGUGUGUGUGCGCGCUUCAGCAGAUGGAGGGGGCAGUGUGUUUGUGGAUUGUAAUUUAGCCUUGGGGCCUAGAGAUGGAUUAGGGUGACCGCACAGGCACUGCCAGUGUGUGUGUCAGACCCUUGUUUUGGGGGGGACAGUUACUGUAUGUUCUCUGGUGUGCCUUCGUCCGUCCUGGAUCAUAUUGGACCUCAGGGGGACCUCCUGUUGGACAAGGGGGAUAAAGUGGCUAAAUCUGGGGCUGUGGAAGUAGGAAAGCUCCCUGCUGCCUUUGAUCCCUGGUAGGCCUUGCAUGGGACUCCUCUGCUCUAUCCUAGCCUGGCAUGAUCACUACUUGGUGGUGCCUGUAUCUGGCAGCAAGGAAUCUCGCCAAACAAAGCAAGAAUUCCUGUCCUGUUUGAGGAUUGUUCGUCUGAUAACCAGGCAAUGUCAGGCCGUCGGGAUUGGCUUCUUAUGAAAUGACCCUGGCUUAGUUGCUGCUUCAGAUUGUUACAUAUGUCGAUCUUCUAUGAUAUUCUAGUAAUAUGACGAAAGGACAUAACAUGAUGAUAAUUGUCCUUGGAAGUUGAUGUAUUUAAUAUUGAGGCGGGUUUUGAUAGAUAGUUAGUUAGUCAGUCAUGUGUUUACAUGGUAGGGACUGCUCAGUAAGGAUGGUUGUAACGGUAAGAUGUCCAGGCUUUUGAUUCCAAAGAUCCGCUCGUACUGUAGGUCUCCUGCUGGGGUUUAGUGUGUGUGUGUGUGUGUGUGUGUGUGUGUGUGUGUGUGUGUGGGCCUAUAUGCUGUGGGUUAGAGUUGCGUGCCAAGGUGUGCUAUGGAUAAGCAGCAGGACUUACAGUGCAUUGGGAAAGUAUUCAGACCCCUUGACUUUUUCCACAUUUUGUUACGUUACAGCCUUGUUAGAAAAUUUAUUUUAAAUAGAUUUGUUUCACUCAAUCUACACACAGUACCCCAUAAUGACAAAGCAAAAACAGGUUUUUAGAAAUGUUGCUAAUUUAUAAAAAAUUUACUGAAAUAUGACAUUAUUACAGCCUCAAGUCUUCUUGGGUAUGAUGCUACAAGCUUGGCACACCUGUAUUUGGGGAGUUUCUCCCAUUCUUCUCUGCUGAUCCUCUCAAGCUCUGUCAGGUUGGAUGGGGAGUGUCGCUGCACAGCUAUUUUCAGGUCUCUCUAGAGAUGUUAGAUCGGGUUCAAGUCCGGUCUCUGGCUGGGCCACUCAAGAACAUUCAGAGACUUGUCCCAAUGCCACUCCUGUGUUGUCUUGGCUGUGUGCUUAGGGUUGUUGUGCUGUUGGAAGGUGAACCUUCGCCCCAGUCUGAGGUCCUGAGCGCUCUGGAGCAGGUUUUCAACAAUGAUCUCUCUGUACUUUGCUCCGUUCAUCUUUCUCUCGAUCCUGAUUAGUCUCCCAGUCCCUGCUGCUGAAAAACAUCCCCACAGCAUACGGUGCCAGGUUUCCUCCAGACGUGACACUUGGCAUUCAGGCCAAAGAGUUCAAUCUUGGUUUCAUCAGUCUAGAGAAUCUUGUUUCUCAUGGUCAGUCCUUUAGGUGCCCUUUGGCGAACUCCAAGCGGGCUGUCGUGCCUUUUACUGAGGAGUGGCUUCCGUCUGGCCACUCUACCAUAAAGGCCUGCUUGGUGGAGUGCUGCAGAGAUGCUUGUCCUUCUGGAAGGUUCUCCCAUCUCCACAGAGGAACUCUGGAGCUCUGUCAGAGUGACCAUCGGCUUCUUGGUCACCUCCCUGACCAAGGCCCUUCUCCCCCGAUUGCUCACUUUGACCGGGCGGCCAGCUCUAGAUCUGUGCCUUGACACAAUCCUGUCUUGGAGCUCUACGGACAAUAUCUUUGACCUCAUGGCUUGGUUUUUGCUCUGACAUGCACUGUCAACUGUGAGACAGGAUGCACCUGAGCUCAAUUUCGAGUCUCAUAGCAAAGGGUCUGAAUACUUAUGUAAAUAAGUUAUUUUAUAGAUUUGCACAAAUUUCUAAACCAGUUUUUGCUUUGUCAUUAUGGGGUAUUGUGUGUAGAUUGAGUAUUGUUUUUGAAUAAGUAUCAAUUUUAGAAUAAGGCUGGAACAAAAUGUGGAAAAUGUCAAGGGGUCUGAAUACUUUCCAAAGGCACUGUACGUUGACCAAUAAUGGUUUGCUCGUCUUUAAUUGGGCUACAGUAUAUCAAGCUAUAUACACUAACUGCACUAGAGUAGCUCUGUAAAAAUAGCAGGACAUUUUAGAAACGUGACAAGUAAUCCACUAUAUACUAUGCAAAAUGCUUUCCAAAUGGUUAGGACAUGUGUCAAAACAAGACCUGAAUAGGGUUUUGUCUGAACCUUGGCCUCAAACACUAGGAUCAGACCUAGGUUCAAAUACUAUUUAGUGUAGGCUAUUUCAAUUUCUUUCAAGGACAUUUCGAAAUAUGUAUUUGGAUAUGUUUUCUUUGAAAAUAGGCUACAAGUAGUUGAAUAUUGGAAUGCAUUUUCAAAUAUUUAAAUACUCCAUGCAUUUGAACCCAGGUCUGUUUGGUCCUAGGGGUAUUUUAAUUAAUGUAUUUGGAAAUUAGUAGUUAGGCUAUUUUUAUAGGAAGUUAUUUGAAAAUACUUGAAAAUAUUUCAAAAGUAGCUGAUUUGGCCACAUUCUUUAAAAAUACUUACAUUUAUUUGAACCCAAGUCUGACUAGGAUAUUGGUUUUGACUUAGUCUGGAGUAAAUCAAUUAAAUACAGUAGGGUUUGUUUGAUUGGCUUAAGAAAUAGAUUUCUUGGGUUGGAUUCCCAGACACAGAUUAAGCCUUUGCCUGGACUAAAGAGGUGUGCUCAAUGGUGAAUGUCAAUUUGCUUGCUUUUCACAGCAGUUUUCAGUUGACGAACCUUGAUAACUAGACUAAAGGUUCAACGCUAUCUCCUUCCCUCCCUCCAGCGUCGUGGAUCAUGUCGUCUGUGAUGCAGAAGUUGAUCACCCCCAUGGCCAGCGGCCCCGCUGAGCCCCCUAGGAACAAGGUGACCGUGGUGGGGGUGGGCAUGGUGGGUAUGGCCUGUGCCGUCAGUGUCCUCCUCAGGGUAAGUCUGACUAUAUCACUGUCUUACUGCUACUUUACAACUGCAUUACUACUCUUACUAUUGCGUUAUAAGUACUUUACAAGUACAUUAGUACUAGUUUACUAUGAGUUUACCUCUGAAUUACUACUAUUGUGAUACCAACAAAUAGUUACUACUCAGUUAUUAUGUAGGCUAGUUGUAAUUGUUGAUUUUUACCAUGUCAUUUCUAAGUAAAGACCAGGUAUUCAUGACCAAACUAUCCUUCCUCUCCUUCUGGCCCUUCUCCUCCUCUCCACCCCUACCUUCUCCUUCCCCCUCCUCCUUCCUGUAGGACUUGGCUGAUGAGCUGGCUCUGGUUGAUGUGAUGGAGGAUAAGCUGAAGGGAGAGAUGAUGGACCUGCAGCACGGCAGCCUCUUCCUCAAGACAUCUAAGAUAGUAGCUGACAAAGGUAAGAGAAUCCCCUUUGUGUGUAUGCCACUGGAGUGGCUCAGAGCCAAAAUGGCGGAAUAUGUAUGUAUUUUGCCAUUGCAAGUGUAAUGCAGCCUGUUUUGAAAUGAGUCCUUGCCAGUUUAAGGUUGAUUGCCAUUCAUUGAUUGCCAUUUUGACUUUUCUUCCUGCUAAAUGUGAAAUGGAAAAAUUAUUCUUAAUUCAAUUCCUCUUUCCCCAUCUCUGUCCAGACUAUGCCGUGACGGCUAACUCCCGCAUCGUGGUUGUGACCGCUGGCGUGCGUCAGCAGGAGGGAGAGAGCAGGCUCAACCUAGUCCAGAGGAACGUCAACAUCUUCAAACACAUCAUCCCCCAGAUCGUCAAACACUCCCCCAACUGCACCCUUAUCGUGGUGUCCAACCCAGGUACAGACACAGACAGACAAUUUAAAUCUUGGACACAAGCUAAGUUGUUUCCAUCAUUAUCCCCUAGAUUGUGUUGUCCAACCCAGUCCCAGCAUUCCACCCUUAUCAACUACUACAGUAUCACAUCACACCACUCCACAUUACAAGAUGAGAGAGAGGGCACUGUGACAAGAGUGGGGUGGCAGGGAUGGGCAGUCAUUCGUUAACGUUGUCAAGGAUAAGUGUGUAGGCAUCCGUGUGUGUUUGUGACCCUAUCCCCAACUCUAUCCCCAUCUCUCCCUACCCCUAGUGGACGUGCUGACCUAUGUGACAUGGAAGUUGAGCGGCCUGCCCAAACACCGUGUCAUCGGCAGCGGCACCAACUUGGACUCCGCCCGCUUCCGUUUCCUGAUGGCUGAGCGCCUGGGGAUCCAUGCCACCAGCUUCAAUGGAUGGGUGCUGGGAGAACACGGCGAUACCAGCGGUGAGUAGUGGUGAUGAAAGUGAUGAUUGGUCCUGGUAGAGCACAGAGACGCAAGCGGUGGGGAUGAUGGUGAUAAGAAUGGUGAUGUCUGUUGAGUGCAUACUUUAGUGGGAAUCUGAGCGCAUGUGUGAACUUCUUGUCACACCCAUUAAGCCACAAGGCUGUUGGCAGCUUUAACAGCUUUUAAAACAAAAGUACUUGUUUUGGCAUUUUUACAUCACUCUGCACAUCCAGUUCUAUGGCCGAAAUAAUGAGUUAUGAAUAAGUUGGUUGAGUCUGCUUGUGUUUUAAAUGGGAAAUUCAAAUAUUUUCUGGGUAAAUGAAUAAAUAAAUGUCUGUGUUAGUCCCUGUGUGGAGCGGUGUCAAUGUGGCUGGAGUCAACCUGCAGAAGCUGAACCCAGAGUUUGGCCUUGACGGAGACAAAGAGGACUGGAAGGCCACCCACAAGGAAGUGGUCGACAGGUGUAUAUACCCUAAACCUAUCCCUAGCUCCAUCCAGAGUCUAAAUAUGCACCUCCCACUCAACCUAGCCCUGGUAGUAAAGCUGGAGUUUACACCAUAUUGCGCACCACCUUGUGAUUCAUUCAUAUCUACUGGAGCUGUCAAGGUGUAAGGGCUAAAGUAAGGAGGAUAUCAGGCUAAUUUUUGGUAUCAUUAAAAUAACUAGUUCUACUGAUAUUGUAUACUAGAAUAAGUAUCAAAGCUCGCACUCCCUUCCAUUUUAUUUAUUUAGAAUUAACCUUUUUAUUUGAGUUAAUGUUCAUGCAGGUUCCUCCAUUAAGAGAGAGACCUGUUCAAGAUGGCAACAGUCGGACGUAGAUGUUGACUGACAGUGAUUGUUUUGUGUGCUCCUCCAGUGCCUAUGAGGUGAUCAAGCUGAAGGGGUAUACCAACUGGGCCAUCGGCCUGAGUGUGGCUGACCUCACUGAGAGCAUCAUCAAGAACAUGAGCAGGAUCCACCCUGUCUCCACCAUGGUCAAGGUGAGGGGAUUACACCCACAGACAUGUGCGUGCAGACACACGCACAGUUACACACACAUUAUGCGCAUGUACGCAUGUAAACCCACACAGAGCGAAUCAAAUGCACACAUUUCUAUGUGAUAAUGACUGACUGCUGUGUUUUGUUUCCCCAGGACAUGUAUGGUAUUGGUGAGGAGGUGUUCCUGUCCCUGCCAUGCGUGCUGAACAGCAACGGAGUGGGCAGCGUGAUCAACAUGACCCUGACUGACGCGGAGGUGGGCCAGCUGAAGAAAAGUGCAGACACACUCUGGGGCAUCCAGAAGGACCUCAAUGACAUC
Messenger RNA from Coregonus sp. 'balchen', 11349 nucleotides. The record is from the annotation of a GenBank genome assembly. Lineage: Eukaryota; Metazoa; Chordata; Actinopteri; Salmoniformes; Salmonidae.